AUUUGGGACCACCAUACGUAAAAGGUGGAACAUCAUAUGUGACCUAACCCUAAUCCACUAUUUUGAUUUCAUAUCAUUGCUAGAAUAGUUUUCUUUUGAUCCUUUUCUUAAACGAUAUCAAAGGUAGCUUCAGUUUAUUUCUGAAUCUAACAAGUUUGUUUUUGCUUUGAAGGUGGAAUGACCAAGAAAAAAAGUUAAAAGAUGAACUAACAAACCAUAUGAUUAGGUUGUUCGGAAAUGACACAUUUGACAAAAUCAAGGUCCUUGAAAAAGAAGGCACAUAUCUCAAGUAUGUAAGGGUCCAAUACAUGACACAUUUAGACAAGAACGCAAAGUACGAGCGUCCCCCCAUGAUUCCAAAGAGGGAGUGGAAGGACCUGAUUUUGGAUGUGAAGGAGAGAAUUGAAAGGAAAAAAGGAAAUACACCACCAGAUGCCAAAAAAAGGCUGAGUGACAUGUCAAAGGAAAUCAAGGCAAGACAAGAAAAGCACGGGCAACACAAACUCGGCUCUCGUGGUUAUAUGAAACUUGUCGCACGAAUUGUAAGAAUCGGGCUCUGAAUUCAAUAGAGCGCUCACAAAAGAUGACAAGAGAAUUGCCUACCAGCAAGGCUAUACAGCCAUGGUUGAAUGACUACGAGAAUUGAGUGGGCAAACAUGAGAUUCUGAUGCAUCUGUC
Messenger RNA from Cryptomeria japonica (Japanese cedar), 678 nucleotides. RefSeq lists its product as uncharacterized. The transcript is spliced from 3 exons. Bases 219 to 560 code for a protein of 113 amino acids. Lineage: Eukaryota; Viridiplantae; Streptophyta; Pinopsida; Cupressales; Cupressaceae. The record is from RefSeq and is a predicted model, not a curated record.